AUGUCAAUAAUAAAAAGACACACACGACAAGGGAAAACAAGACUAAAACUCCCAAGGAAAAGAGUUCUUAAAAAUAAAUCAACAAACCAAUAUAAACACAGAAGUAAUAAACUGAGAAUAGAAAAACACUCAGAUGAAACCAAUAACACUGAAAGGAAUUUGAAUAAAGAGAAUAAAAGCAGUGAAGAUGUAAGACCACCACCUCCUGUGAAGGAAAAGCGACCAAAGAACCACCUGAAGAGGCCGGACCGUGAUUCAGUCUCCAAGGAGCACAGUGUGGAAGGCAGCAGCUACCCACUAUACAACAGUGACAGUAGCUCAGAUGAUGAGGAUGCAGUGAGGCAGCAGAGAAAAAAGACUCAUAAGUACAUUCAGGAUAUAAAUAAGCCUGCAGAAAACAAAAAUAGAAAAGAGCAGAAAAGAAGAGGUCACAAUGUCAUUAACGAGGCAAAGAAGAAACCCAAGAGAAGACGGCGACAAAAACAAAAUUAA
Molecule: messenger RNA, 492 nt
Organism: Homalodisca vitripennis (glassy-winged sharpshooter)
Lineage: Eukaryota; Metazoa; Arthropoda; Insecta; Hemiptera; Cicadellidae
Exons: 1
Coding region: 1-492 (163 amino acids)
Source: RefSeq, a predicted model, not a curated record